AUGAAACCUACUGCGUCGUCCCUCGUCACGUCACAAUUCACCAGAAAUCUGUCAAGAUCACACGUAUUGUCACUAUAUAAUUGGGCCAUGGAUACACUGUCUACAACAGCUCAAGAUGACAGUUCAGGUGCAAAUCCCAGCAGUGUCAAAAGCGAUGACAGCAGCCCACAACGUGAGAGUGGUGCUGGCUCACCACCACCAAAUUGUGCAAUAUGCCUUGGCACCUGCAGAAACAAGUCAUUUACAGAUUCGUGUCUACAUCAGUUUUGCUUUUCAUGUCUUCUUACUUGGAGUAAAGUUAAAGCAGAGUGCCCACUUUGUAAACAAGCCUUCCGAUCAAUAAUUCACAAUGUACGCUCCAAUCACCAAUAUGAGGAGUAUUUGGUGGUGCAGCGCCAGACUGAGGAAUCCAGCAGUAGGAUUGAUAUUGACAGAGUCACUGCUGCUACUCAUCGAUUUCGAUACAGGACAACGCUAACGUUGCCGCGGAGGGAGACGAUUGCGAUUCAGCAGCUGUUGCGCCACUACCCGUUCAUGGCGGACGUGUUCCCACCCGCCGUACGCGCCCCACCGGCGCGACGCCGCCGCUCGCCCGCCUCCUUCCGCCGCACCGUGUAUCGACACAACCUGUGGGCGCGCCCCCUACCUGACUUCACCGGACGAUUCAGAGACUGCUCGCCCGACUUCUAUAGUUACAAUAACACACAGAUGCAUCGGCUCGUUCCAUGGCUAAAUAGGGAACUUCAUUAUUUGUUGAAUGAGAAUGUAGGUCACAUAUCCUAUGUAAUAGCUCGUAUAUUGGAACUAUUACCCCAAUAUCACAUCAGUUCGGUAGAAUUUAGAGAAGCUAUGCAGCGGUAUUUUGGAGACAGAACUGAGCACUUUUUGCAUGAACUGUAUUGCUUCGCUUCCACUCCUUAUGAUAUGGCGGGAUACGACCGCAACGUGCAAUACACCACUGACACUAGAAUAUCGACCAUGGUCAACGAGGUUAUUUCAAGCUCCGACUCCGAGGCGACUGUUGACUCUGAUAUCGUUAUGAUAUCGAGUUCGGGACCCGCCGACCCGCCCCCGGGACCCUCGAGGGUUCCUGCGCCUGUUUACCCCCAAAGUUUUAUUUCACAACCUACCACAAGCAAUAGCAUCAUUCCAAUAGAAACCAUAUCGCAGUCUGACACAGACGACGACUCGUCGGAGGUCAUGGUCGUAGGUUACAUUAAGCCGCCGCAGGAUAGAACUCCUGAGAUAGUGGAUCUCCUCGGUUCAGACAGUGACGUUAUCGUGCAAGAGAAUACUGACCCGCCUACGAACCCUGUGAAAGUGACAUUAAAAAGACAUAGGGUCCGAGACUCGGAGAGCGACAGCUCGUUCGUUUUGAGUCCGCCGCGCCGGCGCCGACGCCGUCGCAGCGACGACUCCACCACAAGUGAUAUGUCACGCAGCACGCCCGAGAAGGACCCCGAACGCCGUAGCAUGCCCUUGUACUUAAAGAGCACCACCGAGUCGGAGUUCUCCUCCACCGAUGACGAGCCCAGACCUAAAAAUAAAAACAAAAAAAGAUCACGCACUGCCGCUAAGGACAGGAGAAGAAAUGAUAAACGACCGGCGCAGACGCAUCACAAGGAGAGUAAAAAUGAAGCGAAUUUGGAAACGGAUAAACGAAACGGACGGAAGUCGCUCUCUGGAAAAGGAGUAAAAUCCUCGAAUAAAAACUCAACUUUGCCUCCCGACCAAUCGGUACCUGACGCAAGGAGUCGCUCUGUUGGCGCACUAUCGGACCGGGCUACAUCUCGGGAACGAUCGCCACUGCGGACUCCUGAAAGGCCCUUAGUUCCCGAACGAAUAUCACCUGAGCCAAGCACGAGUGCAUUAGAUCAACCCAGCACUAGUAGUAUGAUGACUAACCAAAAACGCAAAUCCAGUAAGGAACGGAAGCAGCGAAGGCGUCAGAGCCGCGAGAACAGAAGACUGAAGAGUGUUGUUAAUGUUAUACAUAGUAGUCAUAGAAAUACUGAAGAAUCUAAUUCAAGUGCAUAUUAUAGUAAUAUCCCGAGUGUUAGUGUAACUACUGAUAACUUUAUGUCCGAUUCUGAAUCGGUUCCAGGCGUUAGUGAUGCUCGGUCCGACAGAGCAGAAGAAUCGUCUAACAGCCCUCGCCCAAACAUACUCACAUCACUAGAAACCAAGCAAGCCCAUAGCUCAUCAGAUUCUGAAGAUAACUUACCAUUGAAUCUUACCUUACAAAAGAAAACUCCACCGGCUUUGACUUGA
Arctia plantaginis is the source of this 2271-nucleotide messenger RNA. Lineage: Eukaryota; Metazoa; Arthropoda; Insecta; Lepidoptera; Erebidae. The record is from the annotation of a GenBank genome assembly.